GUGGAGUAAGUAACGAUUGAUAUAAAGUGCGACGGCUGCGCGUACGCGUCAAACCGCCACGAUGUUCGCGAGUAAGUUGGCUGUGUGCUCUGCGCUUGCAAUCCUCGCGGUCGCUCACGCCGCCCCCGGAGGUAACGACAUACAGAAAAUCGUUAAAGCACCCAAUGUGCCAACGAAAGCCGAAGGAGACGCGGCCCCGAAGGCGGUCUCCCCAGCGGUUCCUCCGAAGCCAGUGAACGAGAGGUUCCCUCAUGCCGUACUCUUCGGAGGCACCUGCGGCGGGACCAUCAUCAGCCCCACAUGGAUCCUCACUGCUGGCCAUUGCACCCUGUUCACUGGUGGACGGUACAUCCUGGCAGGCACGAACAACACUGAGAACGAGAGCGGAGUGACGCGCCACGUGAAGAGGCAGGUCAUCCACCCCCUAUUCAGUGUGGGACCCUACUGGCUGGACGCCGAUGAGUUCAACCUCAAGCAGGUGGCUGCCCGCUGGGACUUCUUGCUGGCUGAGCUGAGCGAGCCGCUGCCGCUGGACGGCAAGGUGAUGGCUGCUGCCAAGCUGGACGACCAGCCCAGUCUGCCUGUCGGACUCAAAGUCGGCUACGGCGGCUACGGCACUGACCACUUCGGAGGCACCAUGCGCAGCGAGAUGCACGGGAUGGAACUGGCCGUUGAGAGUGACGAGGUGUGCUCCACUCUGGAGCAGUACAACAGCCAGGACAUGCUGUGCGUCAAGGGACUCCCACCACGAUUUGACUCUGCUUGCAAUGGUGACAGCGGCAGCGGUCUGGUCGACGAGACCGGCCGCGUGAUCGGCGUCGCCUCGUGGGUCGAGAACGAUGCACACAGCUGUUCCAACGGAGCCCUCGUGGUCUUCUCCAGGGUUGCUAGUGUACGCGACUGGAUCAAGAAAGUCACCAACAUCUAAGACAGCCCCCAGAAAGCAAUAUUAUAUACGUACAACAUCACAUUAAGAAACAUGUUGACUAGUCAAGUAGUUCUCCAAAGAAUUUAAUAUUUAUGUAAGCAUGUGAUAAUUUACAUAUAAUUCCAAAAUGAAAUUAUGGACAUGUUU
Molecule: messenger RNA, 1075 nt
Organism: Helicoverpa armigera (cotton bollworm)
Lineage: Eukaryota; Metazoa; Arthropoda; Insecta; Lepidoptera; Noctuidae
Product: scolexin B
Exons: 6
Coding region: 62-928 (288 amino acids)
Biological process (GO): proteolysis
Molecular function (GO): serine-type endopeptidase activity
Source: RefSeq, a predicted model, not a curated record